UUUCACCACCAAAUUCCAUUAAAAUGCUAUAAAACCAUGCAACUUCAUUCCACACUCCACAUUGUUGUCAUGGAUCAAGAAAUACCAUUGUUUGUUGUUUUGUAUUUUCUAUUUUAUGUUUUAGUUUAUCAAACAACACACUACUUUUUUCCUCAACCCCUCCAUUUCUUAGAAUUUUUUCUGAGUCAUAAUGUUCAAAACAUCAUUACACCUAUUUUACUGUUGAAUCCUCCUCUUUUGAUGGUAUUAUGUGCCUACCAUUUUGAAGUUUUACUACGGAAAGCCGUACGCUUUUUGAUAUCGGGGGAAAGUAGAUUCAUAUUUGAUUGCAUUUCUACUGGGUUUCAAGUGGGUCGAUACAUGUUUUACGAAGACGAUUUAUCCGUAGUUGUCUUCAUCUCAAACCUAUUUUCCAUCUUCAUCAUCUUUUUAUACCAAUUUAUUGAUGAUAUAUAUAGGACGAGAGGCAAGAUGAUGGUGAAGAAAAUCGUCAAGAGAUCCAUAUAUGGUUUUUUGGUUUUACUACACCUAAGACGGAUGUUCGAAACGGCCUAUCUUCCUUUUCCUUUGCCCGGAUGUAUUUUCCCUCUCAUACCGGCCAUUAUGGGUGCUUCUUUAAUAGUAUUUGGCUAUAAUGAUAGACCUAUCAUUCCUACAACAGCUCCUUCGACUUCCACAGCUCCCACAUAUCCUUCGACUUCUACAGCACCGGAAUCGGAACAGAAAUGGCAUUCGGAUUCAGAAGAAGAAGAAGCGUAUAAAGAAAAAAUCCCAUAGGGAAGGUUAAAUUGACAAAGGUCUGACGGAGGAUAGUCCACCGCAAGGCAUUAGCC
Solanum lycopersicum (tomato) is the source of this 833-nucleotide messenger RNA. The record is from RefSeq and is a predicted model, not a curated record. Lineage: Eukaryota; Viridiplantae; Streptophyta; Magnoliopsida; Solanales; Solanaceae.